AUGAAGAUGCUAGAGACGCAAGUAGCCCAGUUCGCCGAAUGCUUAUCUAGCAACGAAAGGAAAUUGCCCGGGCAACCUCAAAGUCCGGAGCUGGUGGAGGAGCUCAUCGCCAUCUACCACCCGGCCGAGCGCUGCGGCCCCGCCGACCCGUUGCUGCUGAUGCAGGUGACGGAGUUCUCCUGCGGCGGGUUCGUCGUGGCCGUGACCUGGAACCAUGGCGUCGCCGACGGCGUCGGGAUGGCCCAGUUCCUGCAGGCCGUCGGCGAGCUCGCGCGCGGGUCGCCGUCGCCAUCCCUUGCUCCGGUCAGAUGGGACGAAUCGCUCCUCAGCCUCCCUCCUCCCACCGUCCAGAGCAACAAGCCGUUGGGCCUCGUCUGCCUCGACGUCACCGUCCCCUCGAGCACGAUCGAGCGCAUCAGAGCUGAGUUCCACGAGCGCGCCAACUCCAAUGGCCGCCACCGGACUUGCACCGAGUUCGAGGCGGUCGCCACCGUGCUAUGGCAGUGCCGCACUCGCGCGAUCGCCUCCAACCCGGAUUUCCCGGCUCUGCUCACCUUCACAGCUGAUGUGCGCAGGCAUGUGAAGGCUAAGGAUGGCUACUACGGCAACUGCAUCGUGACGCUGCGAGUCAUGGCGACAGCCGGCACGGUGGCGAAGGCGGACGUCACCGACCUGAUCGAGAUGAUCAAGCGUGCCAAGGAUGAGGUGCCUGACCAGCUGCUCGCGAAGAACGACGACGGCUGCAAUGGCGACGACCAGCAGCCAGCCAUGGAUGAGAAGCUGCUCGACGAGCUCCGGUACAACCUGCUCCACCUGUCCACGUGGCGGAACAUCGGCUUCGAGAAGGUCGACUUCGGCGGAGGGACGCCGGAGAGGGUAAUGUGCUACAUGCAGCCGUCGAUUCAGGAAUGGCCGUAUUGCGUGGUGAGCCUGCCGUGCAAAGAGAAGGGCGGGGCCAGUAGUGUUAGUGUGGUGUCGGUCUGUGUCAAGGAGGAGCACGCAGAUGCCUUCUUAGGCGAGCUAGCAAGGUUCACGUGAUUUCCAUAAAUGUACGAGAUGAAAUAAUCAUGGACCCCUCCAUUUCAAAUAAAAGAUUAUUUUAGCUUUUCCAGCUA
Molecule: messenger RNA, 1115 nt
Organism: Panicum virgatum (switchgrass)
Lineage: Eukaryota; Viridiplantae; Streptophyta; Magnoliopsida; Poales; Poaceae
Product: acyl transferase 15-like
Exons: 1
Coding region: 1-1038 (345 amino acids)
Source: RefSeq, a predicted model, not a curated record